Linum trigynum is the source of this 2295-nucleotide messenger RNA. The record is from the annotation of a GenBank genome assembly. Lineage: Eukaryota; Viridiplantae; Streptophyta; Magnoliopsida; Malpighiales; Linaceae.
UUCGUUUAGCUCUGUAGAAGACGGUGCUAACUCAGCAAUGGCAUCCUCCUUCAAAGCUGAAUUCACUCUUGAGCAGAGACUAUCGGAAUCGCGCGACAUGGUUGCCAAGUAUCCUGAUCGAGUUCCGGUGAUUGCUGAAAGAUAUUGCAAAACGGACCUUCCCCAAAUGGAGAAGAAAAAGUAUCUGGUUCCUCGAGACAUGUCAGUUGGGCAAUUCAUUCACAUCUUAAGCAGCAGACUUCGUCUGGCCCCUGGAAAAGCUCUCUUUGUGUUUGUCAACAAUACCCUACCUCAGACAUCCACCACCAUGGACUCUGUCUACGAAUCCUUCAAAGACGAUGAUGGGUUUCUAUACAUGUGCUACAGCAGCGAGAAAACCUUUGGCUUCGCUGGCGUUCGUUCUGAUUUGUGAGGAUUAGAACAACAGGGUUUCUUAUGCUGUAAAUUGGUUAGCGUGAAUAUGCAGUUUGUUUCCAAGCUUCGCUCUGAAGAAUCCUGUAUAUAUGUGUGUAAAUUCUCAUAUAGUGCAUUUGGUACGAACUUAUAUGCAAGCGACAGAUGGAUUACAGGUUGAUUCUCUGAUAAUUCAAUGUCAGUGUCAUGACUUGGCUAGAAAACUGAAUAUCGCCUGUUCGAUGUAUGGUUAUCUGGUGAUCUCGCAUUGCGGUCACCUUGACAUAGUUGUUGUAGUCAUGAAGGAUUUAAUACGAGUUUUUAGGGCCUUCACAUAGUUAUUAUAGUGAUGAUAAUAUUAUCAUUUAAUUGAUGCAUUGUGAAUAUGAUAACACCAAAAUAUUUUUUUGAAUGUGAUUGGUCGUUUUAUUAAUACGAAAAAACACGAAAUACAGUGUACAGAGUUAGGAAACACUGAAAGAAAGGGAAGGAAAAGGCUGAACAAGUGCAAAACCUAAAGGUAGUCUUACAGCCGCAAAGCCCAAAGCUUGGUCCAAAACAAAUGGACAACCCCAAGUCCACCCCUAGCAACCCUACCUCAACAUGCCCAAACACCAAGGAAAGCUGGCAACAAGAGGAUGAGGGCUACUGCCGGUCCCAAAGGAAGCCGGCGGCAACCCAGUGGAGAUUUGAAAUUUGAGGCUAGAGUGAAGGGAGAGCAAAAGGAAAGGAAGAGAGAGAAUAGUUGUUGAUAGCAAGUCACAAGUCACACAUAUGAUAACACCUAAAUUAGUGCUAUUUAGCUAUUUAGAUUUGGUUCAUGCUAAUUCAUCUACAUAAUUAGAAGAAUAUCAUCGAUUGCAUCCCUAUUUCGUGUCUAUUUGAUUAUGUCGUGAUUUUAAUUUUAGAGUGCCUUAGACGAUACAUGUGAAUUAGGUACGAAAAAGAGCACAAGUGUAGUGAAAUGGGCAGGAAAUUGAAAAUCACAACCUCGGCGUGGAAGAUCUCACCCGAGACAUCAGACCGCGAAGCAGGAGAGAAGAUCGCGGCCUGAGGAGCAUAGUCUGCUGCAGCAAAAAUGGAGCCCUUGGGCAUGAACUUUGUGAGAAAGCCACCCAAGAGAAGACAGAAACUUUCGACGGUCGGAUCACGGUAACCGACUUUCCUGACGGGGAGGAAGUUCGCGGCCGCGACUCGCGGAUCACGACCGUGAAAUCAGCCCGCGAACUCCCAGAAGAUGAAGACCAAAGCGACGACGCCUGAAGAUCGCGGACUCGAAGUGAAAGAUUCUAGCCACGAUCUCCCCCUACUCGGCUGUGAACUGUUCGUCCUCCUAAAUUCUAUAAAUAGAGGACCCCUUCUACCAUAUUAAGAGAGCGGAUUUUGAGAUAUAAAUUUCUGGUUUAGAGAGAGAGAAGUGAGAGAAGCUGAAGGAAGGAGAAGGAGGAGAAGCUAGAGGAGAGGAGCCAUCUUCUUCAACAUCAAGCCUUCCCCGAAUUCUUUUAUGUAUCUUCUUCCCUCCUUUAUGGAGUAGUCUCUUAAGAUACUAGGGGUUUUAAGUCCUAAAUCAUAGUUUUAGGGCUAUUAUGUAAUGAAUGAAUAUGUUAGGAUUUUGAAUGAAUGUGUUUGUCUAGUUGAUUUUAAUGUUUCUCUAGUUUUAAUUAUGCUUGGGUGAGUCGCCCUAAUCUUCUCUACUAGCCGCUUGAGCUUCUACGUUGGGUAUGGAGUUUUAGGGUUAGACGAGUAUGCGUCAUCUAGCAUAUUAGGGUUAGAUGAAUGAAUAGGGUCUUGUGAUGGACGAGGCAACCGAACCCCUGCCACAAGAACACCUUCCUAGAUAGAAUUCGGGAUGAAACAUCGGUGUGGACGGUGGAUAGUACCCAUUAAAAGAAUUUAAGUUUU